UCAAUCUGUCGUCAUCGAUUCGUAAACGGUACCCCCAAGACCCAGCCAGCGCGCACGACCGGCCUCUGUGAAGCCUGAUUGCCUCCCCCCCCCCGCGAGCUUCGACGACGGGCCUUGCCAAUAGUGCUCCUGUUCUACUCUGUUCCAUCUGGCUAUAUUACCCACUUCUCUCGCCAUGUCUUGGGAACUUACCAAGCGACGCUUCGCCCGCGCCGCCAACAGCAAAUUCAUAUUCGAUCGCAUCCCCCUCCUCCAUGCCGUCAUUUUCUUCAUCGAGAUGGCCAUCAUCGCGCGGCUGGCAUCGCGGUUCAACGCCUACUACGAUGGACGACCAGUCCUUACCAUGAUGGUAACCAACGCCGUUCUCGGAGGUAUCGCCGAUACUGUUGCCCAAACCAUCACUUCGGUUCAGCAGCGAGCACUGCAGAAGUCCGUCGGCAUCUCGGACGAUGAAAGAAUCGCCAUCGAGAUCCACGAGCUGGACCGCAAGGAUUCCUGGGAACGAGACCUGAUGCCCGAAUCGAAAAACCUGCCGCCCGCCUUCGACUUCGAAAGGUUGACGAGAUUCAUGGCCUACGGUUUCGCCAUGGCCCCUCUACAAUACAAGUGGUUCAGCUUCCUGUCGCGGGCGUUCCCCAUCACUAAGACGAGCGCGUUCGCGCCGGCAAUGAAGCGGGUGGCCUUCGACCAGCUGAUCUUUGCGCCGUUCGGCAUCGCGUGCUUCUUUACCGUCAUGACCGUCGCCGAAGGAGGUGGCCGGAGGGCGGUGGCGCACAAGCUUAGGGACAUGUUCGUCCCGACCCUCAAGGCCAACUUGAUGGUGUGGCCCGCCGUGCAGAUCAUCAAUUUUCGGUUGAUGCCUGUGCAAUACCAACUUCCGUUCGUGUCCACGAUCGGUAUCUCUUGGACGGCGUACCUCUCGCUCACGAAUGCGUCGGAAGAUGCCGAGCUGCAAAAGUCGGCGCCGUAUUCUCCUCGUAUCCGGCUCCAGUAAAAUUACUAGCUGCCUACACCCACAUUUUUCUUGCUCUAACAGACGUGCCGGCUGAACACGUUAACGCGGUGCGAUGCGAUGGGGUACGGUUUACCCCCUCGCUUCUCGAAUUCUUGCAUACGCUUGGGUUAAUAGAACUCGAGGGAAGGUAUAGUUGUACGGUUAUACAUUAUACGGUUAUA
Messenger RNA from Durotheca rogersii, 1176 nucleotides. RefSeq lists its product as uncharacterized. Lineage: Eukaryota; Fungi; Ascomycota; Sordariomycetes; Xylariales; Xylariaceae. The record is from RefSeq and is a predicted model, not a curated record. The transcript is spliced from 5 exons. The coding region runs from base 176 to 994 and encodes 272 amino acids. Gene Ontology annotation, cellular component: cytoplasm; membrane.